AUGGCGACUAAAGAAGAGAGUCCUGUUGAGGAUAAGGAUGCAAUUGAUACGCUUGAGGCGGAAGCCAAGGAGUUCGACAAGGAUGCCGAGAUCGAUCGUAUUCUAAAAGCUUUCCGUUUAGAUGCCUACGCAGUUCUAGAUCUGAACCCUGGUGUCCCGGAAUCCGAUAUUAAGCUAGCCUACCGCAAGAAAUCCCUACUUAUCCAUCCGGAUAAGACGAAGAAUCCUUCUGCACCAGAAGCCUUCGAUCGUCUGAAGAAGGCGCAGACCGAGCUGAUGGACGAGAAGCACCGGGAGCGGUUAGACGAGGCCAUCGCGGACGCGCGCAUGCUACUAAUCCGCGAGAAUAAGUGGACGGUUGACAGCCCGGAGCUAAAAACAGAGGAAUUCGCAAAGAAUUGGCGCGUGAAGACGCGCGAGGUCCUGAUCGAUAACGAGCUAAGACGGAAACGUCAGAUGAAAGCCCAGAUGCAGGAGGAGGGCCGCGAGCAGCGCAAGGUCGACCAGGAUCUCGAGGACCGCAAGCGCAAGAGGCAGCACGAGCAGGAUUGGGAGAGCACCCGAGACCAGCGCAUUGACAGCUGGCGCCAGUUUCAAAAGUCCAAGUCCGGCGACGAUAAGAAGAAGAAAAAGAAGCUGAAGCCGAUUGGUUGA
Daldinia childiae is the source of this 654-nucleotide messenger RNA. RefSeq names its product J domain-containing protein spf31. Lineage: Eukaryota; Fungi; Ascomycota; Sordariomycetes; Xylariales; Hypoxylaceae. The transcript has 3 exons. The coding region runs from base 1 to 654 and encodes 217 amino acids. The record is from RefSeq and is a predicted model, not a curated record.